This is a messenger RNA of Nakaseomyces glabratus, 438 nucleotides long. It is a transcript of the gene TOM22, whose product is annotated as Tom22p. Gene Ontology annotation, biological process: intracellular protein transport. The record is from RefSeq and is a predicted model, not a curated record. NCBI's taxonomy places the organism in Eukaryota, Fungi, Ascomycota, Saccharomycetes, Saccharomycetales, Saccharomycetaceae. Gene Ontology annotation, cellular component: mitochondrial outer membrane.
AUGGUUGAAUUAACAGAAAUUAAGGAGGACACAGUCCAGGAUCCACCAGUUACCCCAGCUGGUCUAGGUGAUGUUGCAGUUAAAGGCGCUAGAGUUGAGGAUGAAGAAGAUGACAGUGACUUUGAAGAUGAUUUUGAUGAGAACGAGACUCUCUUGGAUAGAGUCAAAGCAUUGAAGGAUAUUAUUCCACCACAACACAAGAACAGAAUUUGUGCUGUUUUCUCCACUUCCUGUUCUAUUAUAAAGUCUGCUUUCACCAGGGGCAGUGGAUUGGCAUGGACUCUGACCACUUCUGCGCUACUCCUAGGUGUGCCUCUAUCGCUUUCCAUCUUGGCUGAACAGCAACUGAUUGAGAUGGAGAAGACUUUUGACCUACAAAAGGACGCUAACGAUAUCUUGGCCCAAGGUGAUGAGAAAAACACCGUUGCCACAGCAUAA